Messenger RNA from Lentinula edodes (shiitake mushroom), 1625 nucleotides. RefSeq names its product peptidase family C78-domain-containing protein. The transcript is spliced from 10 exons. The record is from RefSeq and is a predicted model, not a curated record. The coding region runs from base 47 to 1429 and encodes 460 amino acids. Lineage: Eukaryota; Fungi; Basidiomycota; Agaricomycetes; Agaricales; Omphalotaceae.
GAAUGUGAGCGCCUUGUGCUGCCUUGACCAUCGCACACCCGAAAAUAUGAGCUUACAGUGUCAGCUUUGCUGGGCGAACAUUGAUGAUUUGUCUGUCCCCGAACGACAACGACACUAUGACGCUCACUUGGAAGAGUCUGAAAGAAAUCCUUAUCCUCAAGCCAAUUCUUCGAGCUCGACCACUUCCAAGAAUCUCAGGUCGUGGCUCAGUAAAGGCAAAUUGAGGAAUCCGAUGACCGCAAACGUGGAGAAAUCUCAAGAUGUUUUCUGGUAUCCUGCGAUGCAUACGCCACCACCAAAGAACUUCAUUCCGGGAUUGAUACCGGUUUUGAAGAAAGCUCUCCUUCAAUCCCAUGCGAAGGGGACGACGAUACGCGCAGUAUUAUGCUAUGAAGGAGCCGUAUAUAUUUCAAGGCAGAUGUGGGAUGCAAGUUGGGGUUGCGGAUAUCGCAACUUUCUCAUGUCCUGUGCUGCCCUGAUGGAUCAACCUUAUCAGCCUAUGUACUUUCCUCUCCUAGAUCAACCGAUAUCUCCUGGAGUACGAAACCUCCAAGCAUGGAUUGAGGAAGCCUGGAACAGUGGUUUUGACAUUGAAGGUCGUGUACAGCUCAAAAGGCUCGUUGACACGAAUAAGUGGAUUGGCACUUCAGAUAUUUGCGCUGCUUUUUUGUCAAGAGGCAUACCAGCUGAACUCGUUGACUUCGAAGUCAAAGAUCCAAAAAAAGGUCUUACGCCGUUGACAAACUGGAUAGUUCAGUACUUUAACAAAUACAACAAACACAAUUCCGGUUCUACAAUCAAUACUGCAUUACUUGGAGCAUCCCCUGUUCAGGGUACACCCUGCAUGCCGUUGAUCGUGCAGGACAAUAAGCACUCACGUCUGGUGAUAGGCUAUGAGAUGACUAAAAUAGGGGCAGUAUCCCUUCUAGUUUUUGAUCCUUCGAAGCUACCUUCAAAACAUCUACGGUCCGUGGCACUGAACACUUCAACCAACUCGUUCUCCGUUCGUUCUCAGGGAAGUGACAACAAACGUCGUGAAAGCAUAUCACAAACCGAUGACAUGAAUAAGCCGAUAAAAGUGAAUCAUGCAAAUAGCGAAGAUAAUGGUAGUGAUGCUGCAUGGACUGACGGAGACGACAACGAGAUCGAAUUUGUCGAGGAGCGCAUGCAGAAUAGAUCGGGCGACAUUGAAAUGAAAAGCGAGGUGCAAAAGGUGACUGAAAAGGGAACGAAGAACACGAACAAAAUAGAUAAGGAUAUAUCGGUUAAUGAACCGUCAUAUAGAGACGUGUUGAAGCAUUUUCGUUGGGAUACCCGCUUAUUGCAGAGAACUCACAAAUAUCAGAUCCUUUACUUUCCGUUGGACGAACCUUUGUCAAAAAGUGAGAUGAAACGGAGAAAGAUAUUGACGAGUGAACAAAUUACCUGAAGGACGAUACUCCAGUGAGAUUUCUUUCCACCAAGUAGUAAUUAUAUGUAUCAAGCCAUUUUAUGGAUUUUAACCCGGCCGUGAUAGAUACAUAGUGGGACAUCUUCUGAACCCCUCUGUUUGGAGUUUGGAGUUGGAUAAUUUCAAGUUGGCAGUAUCAGUCAACAACGACAAUUUUAUGAGUUCCAGUCAUGCC